CAUCGUUUCACUUUGUGUGAAUGACGGGAAUAAAUGUUGUUCCUCCGAUAGAUUCAAAUCCACCGAAUUGCGUGAAAGGGACCGGUUCCAUGGCACUGUCGAUUCAACCGGAAAAAUCAUCUGUUGGCUGUAGAAAUUGUUGCUCUUGGUCUGUCAAUCAGCAGAAUGGUUCGAACAAAAGUUUCUCCCUUUCGAGAGACCUGAGUCCCCGGGUUCGAUUUCAAUGGUACCGAAAAUGCCCUCGGAAUGCCAUGGUGAUGGAAUUUGUACGCUUUCUGUGUUCUUUGAGCAGAUCUGAAGCUUCAAUAAACAACGGUAGCUGCACCCUGCAUCGUAUACGCGAUGGGCCUCCUGGAUUCACUGCAUCUGACGGCGAAUCGGAAAAAAAUGCUCCACCAGAAAUGACUUGUCUGGGUCAGCGCUUUCCAAACUUUCUUUGAUGGUUUUGAUCAUAGCUAUUGAAACAACCAUGCGCCAGGUGAUUGGAAAACCCAUGGUCCAGGUGAAGAUAGAGCACCAUUUUCGCAUGAUCAUUACUUCACUUAAAAUCCGUUCUUUUGAGAAGAUUGGAUUGCAUUCAAAAAGAUUAACAUACAAAUCAGAUGGGCACCAUAAAAUAAG
Molecule: messenger RNA, 621 nt
Organism: Uranotaenia lowii
Lineage: Eukaryota; Metazoa; Arthropoda; Insecta; Diptera; Culicidae
Exons: 4
Coding region: 21-440 (139 amino acids)
Source: RefSeq, a predicted model, not a curated record